Molecule: messenger RNA, 2637 nt
Organism: Poecilia latipinna (sailfin molly)
Lineage: Eukaryota; Metazoa; Chordata; Actinopteri; Cyprinodontiformes; Poeciliidae
Gene: patl1
Product: PAT1 homolog 1, processing body mRNA decay factor
Exons: 20
Coding region: 99-2492 (797 amino acids)
Biological process (GO): P-body assembly; deadenylation-dependent decapping of nuclear-transcribed mRNA
Cellular component (GO): P-body
Molecular function (GO): RNA binding
Source: RefSeq, a predicted model, not a curated record
GUUCCAAACGCGCGUUCAAGUGUGACGGCGUCCCUGCUGCGUCAGUCACGCGCCUCCUCGCUCCCGAUGCUAUCCUUUUCCCAACAACCAGAAGAUAGAUGUUUCGAUUUCAGUCCCUGGAUGACGACUGUACGCUGGAGGAAGAGGACGAUGGGCUGAUCGAGGAGGAAGAUGAGAUCGACCAGUUCAAUGACGACACGUUUGGAGCCGGCGCCAUCGAUGACGACUGGCAGGAGGAGCACAAGCGGCUGGCGGAGCUGGAUGAGCGGGACGGGCUGGGCGCCGGGCGGGGCCUGGGGGGCGGAGACUCCUCCCCAGGCCCCGCCUCCGCCGCGGGUCGGCUCCCUCUGCUCGGCUUCUCCUCUGGGCCGCCGGGUCAAGACGCAGACGAGCGGUCGGGAGGCGGCGACCUGGCCGAGUCUCUGGCCCGCUUCAUUCUGGACGCCGACCCGGCCAUCGCCGGCGUCGGAGCGGCAGAGAGGCCCGGUUCGGCUCCCGGGCCGGCCGGCCCGGUUCUGUCGGCGCUGCGGGGCCCGGACCAGCCCAGAGUCCUGCAGCAGCCCGCCUCCAUCCCCCCCAAACACCAGCUGCCCCCGGGACCUCCCGCCUCAGGCCUGCCCGCCUCCUCCGUGCUCAGCUACCAGCAGCAGCAGCACCUCCUGCGCAGAGGAGCCGCUCCAAUGGGCCAGAUGAACUCUCACAGCAUCUGGGACAACAGCAUGGGCUUCGGGCCGGUCAGCGUCACGCCGGCACUCGUCACACACAUGGAGGACAGUCCACUGAUGUCCAUCAUCAAGGAGGUGGGGCUUCCGAAGCGCCCGCCUCAGGGGAGGAGCGACGAAGGUCACGACCUGUCAGAGAGGGCCCCGCCCCCCCGCUCCUCCUCUCCUGUGAUUGGCUCUCCUCCGGUGAGGGCGGUGCCUAUCGGGACGCCGCCCAAACACCCGCUGAGCCUGAACCAUCAGAUCCACCACCCCACGGCGGUCCAUGUCAGAGCCCCGGUCCAGCACCGGUUCCCCGCUCCGUUCCCUGAGCGCCUGUCCCCCAACACGCUGCUCAACUUAGCCAACUCUCCGUUGUGCCGCGGUCCGUUCCCUCCCAGAGUCGGCCCGGUUCUGUCUCAGCUGCAACGGGCUCAGCUGCUCAACUCCCAGGUGGCGGGUUUUCCUCGCGGCGGCCCCGGCCCUCCCCUGCUGGCCGGCGGCGGGUUCAGGCCCUUCUUCGGGGGCCCCCCUCCUCCUCACGGCCACAGGAUGGGCCCCCCGCCGCCCCACGGCCCCCCCAACCACACGCCGCCCAUCAGGCACAACACGACGCACCUCCACCCUCAGCACCGCCGCAUGCUGACGCAGCGCAUGCAGAGCCGCGGCGGCGACCGGGUCAGAACCGGGCUGGACCGCCGCAGCCGGGACCCGUACAGCAACCUGAUGAGCCAGAAGGAGAAGGAGUGGGUGACCAAGAUCCAGAUGAUGCAGCUGCAGAGCACCGACCCGUACCUGGACGACUACUACUACCAGAACUACUAUGAGAAGAUGGAGAAGCGUCAGGAGAAGGAGCGAGACAGCAGCAGCAGGAAGGAGCACACCACCAAGCUCAUCACGCCGCAGGUGGCCAAGGUGGAGCACACCUACCGGCCAGUUCAGUUUGCAGGAUCUCUGGGGAAGCUGACGGUGUCCAGCGUCAACAACCCGAGGAAGAUGAUCGACGCCGUGGUAACGACCCGCUCCGACGACGAGGAGAAGAGGGAGAAGCAGGUGUGGAACAAGAGGCGCCAGGUGCUGUACACCGUGGAGAAGAUGUACAGUUUGCUGCUGGAGGUCCAGGACUUUGAGAAACGCUUCGUCCAAACGCCAGAGGAGGACAGAGACGCCCUGAUGGAGCAACACAAGAGCAACACGGAGCAACUGAGCAACUCGCUGCAGGACGGGGACUGGGAGGACAGGGUGAGCGAUGAGCAGUGUGUGAUGAUCAUGUCGGUGAGGAAAGGGAAGCGGCUCGUCGCCAGGCUCCUCCCCUUCCUGCCUGCGGCGCAGGCUGCUGCCGUUGUCAUGGUGAUCGCACGCAACCUCCCCGCCUUAGCAAAGAAGGACAAGCAGGACCAGGCGUUGUGCUGCCUGGUGGAGCCGGUCUCUGCAGUCAUCCAGUCUCUGUCCAGCUCCGCCCUCACUGACCUGCUGCAGGAGCUGCAGGGCGGCGAGGGUCAGCUGGCCGCCGCGCUGCAGAACAAGUUCGGCGUGACGCUGCUGUUUCUGAUCCUGAGUGAAGGCGAGCGCAUGCAGAGCUCCGACCCAAACUGUCAGCUCAUGGACGACAAUCGAUGGACAGAGUUGGUGUUCUCUGUGACCAGGGAGCUGCUCGGCGUCCCGUCUUCAUCGUUGGCUCCGCCCCUCUUCACGCCUCCCAACCUGCUGUCUCUGUUCUCACGCUACGUGGAUCGACAGAGGCUGGAGCUGCUGCAGGACAAGCUACAGAUUUCUGCUUCAUCCAGGUAGAAGUUACUACAUCAUCAUCAUCAACAUGGCCCCUCCCCAGUCAAUGCAGAACUUCUGUGUGUGCGUGUGUGUGUGUCAGUGUGUAUAGAGUGUGUCAGGGUGUGUGUGUGUGUGCGCGCGCUCUGGAGGCGAAUCCAUUUGGAUC